AUGUGGAACGACAUGAACAGGGCCGGCGUCACCUCCAUCUCGCCCCAGGAGGCCAAGGAGCGCGUCGACAGCGGCGAGUGGGUCCUUGUCGACAUCCGCGAGCCGGAGCUGUACGAGAAGGCGCACCCGACGGGCGCGGUGUCGGUGCCGCUCUUCGUGAAGAUGACGAUGGAGAACGUGUCGGGCGUGGGCGACAUCCUCAAGGGCGCGAUGCUCUUGAGCAACGGCGUGACGCCGGUCAAGGGCAACCCCACGUUCCUGGAGGACCUGAAGAAGGUCGCGGAGGCCAAGGGCGUGAUCCUGUACUGCGAGGCCGGUGGGACGCUCAAGCCGACGACGAACUUCCCGUACGGGAAGCAGAGCCGCAGCCUGGUCGGGACUUCGAAGGCGCUGGACGUGGGCAUCGAGAACGUCGCGCACCUGGACGGGGGGAUCUACGGGUGGUUCAACGCGGAGCUGCCCAUGGACGGGGAGUACGACGCGUCGAUGGUGGGCCGCACGCCGAACGCGGCGCUGGCGGCGACGUACCCGACCAAGGACGAGCCGUACUAG
Molecule: messenger RNA, 552 nt
Organism: Pedinophyceae sp. YPF-701
Lineage: Eukaryota; Viridiplantae; Chlorophyta; Pedinophyceae
Source: the annotation of a GenBank genome assembly